UGCUCUCUCUCUCUCUCUCUUGUUUAUUUUCUUUUUCCUAAAACGGAAUUUUAACUUGGACUGAAGCAUUCCAUAGUUUGGAAUACACUAUAGUGAGGUAGGGUAGCCAUUACUUUUACCAAAGAAAUUGAAAAACCACUUCAGCCUUAACGAAGUGGAAUAAGCACACAAGGUUGCUUUACAUUUUUGUUUCUUUAAAAUGAGGGAUAUGUAAUGCAAGUCCAUGUUUGGGGACUUGUCUGUGGAGGAGGAUGCCAGCAGUGAUGAUAUAUCUUUGGAUGGACUAGAGCAAGAACUGGAAGAAUGCAAAAAUGACGAUGUAGUUGCAAACAUACUAUUUGAAGGUACAAAAUUAAGGGAGUAUACAAAGGGGGUUGAGAACAAUUUACGGAAAGUUGAAUUGGACUCGAUUCAGGUUUGUGCUUACUUAACGAAAUCCUUUUUUGCCAAUCAAUAGUUUUAUAAUUCAUAGAGACAUGAUUUAUUUUUGUAAACUUUCUUACUAGGCUUUGCUUUAUUUUAACCGGAAAAUUGUCUCACGUAGCUCAUAGUUCUAUGAAGUUCACAACAUAAAAGUGUUUGAUGCUUUGUUGCCUGAAAUCCUAUAAUUAUCCAUAUAAAAAAAAAAUAGUGUAAAGAGGCUUCUCUUCUAUGUCAGGAAGUCUUCUUUGUAAUGCUUGGUUCUCCACUUCUACAUCAUAUUAUAUUGUGCAAAACUUUUUCUUCUUCUUUGAUUCGUAAGUUUACAUGCAAUUAGUGAGUUUUGGAACCCAAAACCUUACCCUCCGCCCUUUCUUAUUGAGGAGGAGGUGACGUGUUAGCUAGAGCCCAUUAGCCAUAUUGUGCAAAAACUUUGUGGAGCAUUGCUUCCUUUUGGAAAGCUUAUUGUCA
Molecule: messenger RNA, 891 nt
Organism: Quercus robur (English oak)
Lineage: Eukaryota; Viridiplantae; Streptophyta; Magnoliopsida; Fagales; Fagaceae
Product: vacuolar protein sorting-associated protein 52 B-like
Exons: 3
Coding region: 224-457 (77 amino acids)
Biological process (GO): endocytic recycling; retrograde transport, endosome to Golgi; Golgi to vacuole transport
Cellular component (GO): GARP complex
Molecular function (GO): syntaxin binding
Source: RefSeq, a predicted model, not a curated record